This is a messenger RNA of Mucor mucedo, 1036 nucleotides long. RefSeq names its product dnaJ-like protein subfamily B member 6-like protein. The coding region runs from base 56 to 844 and encodes 262 amino acids. The record is from RefSeq and is a predicted model, not a curated record. Gene Ontology annotation, molecular function: protein folding chaperone; protein-folding chaperone binding. Gene Ontology annotation, cellular component: nucleus; cytoplasm. NCBI's taxonomy places the organism in Eukaryota, Fungi, Mucoromycota, Mucoromycetes, Mucorales, Mucoraceae. The transcript has 8 exons.
UUUUUUUUUUUUUGUCUUUCUUUUUGUUUCUUUUUCCAUCCAUUAAACAAAAACAAUGUCAACUACGCUGGACUAUUACGAAGUUCUUAAUAUUUCCGUCGACGCUGACGAUAAGCAAGUAAAAAAGGCAUACAGGAAGCUUGCCUUAAAAUACCAUCCAGAUAAAAACCAAUCUCCAGAGGCUGUUGAAAAAUUUAAAGAUAUUAGUGAGGCCUAUGAAAUAUUGUCAGAUCCCGAGAAACGCAGAGUUUACGACACUCGUAAUGAUGUACCUGAUCACCAUGAUUAUGAAUACAACCCAUUCUCUCAAUACGAGUUUCAUAGACCUGAAGAUAUAUUUGCUGAGUUUUUCAAUCACAUGAAUGGAUACGCCAGCGGCGGCGGCGGCGGAGGCGGAGGCGGCUUCCAUGAUCCUUUUUCUGCAUUUAUGAUGCCAAUGCAUACGCCUAUGAUGUCUUUUAAUGCUAGCGUUGGAUUCAACAAUCGUGGGUUUGCAGGACACGGUAUGCAAACUACACCUGCUGGUUUCAUGGCACCUCAAUUCCCUUCCAUGAUGGGACAACAAUAUGGACAACAUUCCUUCUCUUCUUCAUCUACUAGUGGAGGAGGCGGUAGCUAUUCAAAAUCCGUCUCCACAUCUACACGCAGUGUGAAUGGUGUCGUUGAAACAGUAACCAUUACAAAGAUCACAGAUGGAAAUGGUACCAAGGUGAUUGAAGAAUACGGAAAUGGCCGAACCAAAGUGAAUGGUAUCGAGCAAACUCCAGCAAAUCACAACAAAACGUUAGAGAAUAAAAUGAUGUACAAGAGAUUAACAAAGCUAAUAGGGAAAGAGAUGAAUUAAGACAGCGUAUGAUACAAGAGGUUGAAAUGAGGCGUGAACAAGAACGAUUACGAGAUCAGUGGGAAAGACAAAGACGACAUGAUUUGUUAAUGCAACGCCAGCAGGAGCAAGAACGUUUCUUUGAGUUACAACAUCAGCAAUUGAUGUUUUAUCAACAAGGAUUGCGUCAACAAGAUUAUUAUAAUAAUACUG